UUUUGGCUCCGUGUGGGGAGAGAGGGGUAAAUUCUUUAUUUGUUCUUGUCCUUUCCACCCUUCUUUUCUUUGUCUUCUUUGCCUUUGGCAUCUUGUCCGUGUGGUUUCAGAGCAUCAGCGCAUUAUGGGAUUGGAAGGCGUGUCGCAGGCUCAGGCCGUCACGGUGAGUUUGAAGGAGUUGAUUGACGGCUCUGUCUCUUUCGAAACCCUGGCCGAGGCUUUUGGUCCGUCUUCUCUCGGUAUCAUCGUCGUGAAGGAUCUCGACGCCGAAUUCCAGCGUCUUCGCGCGCAGGUCCUUUCCAAUGCCUCGUAUCUCGCCGCCCUGUCCAACGAUGAACUAGAAUCCCUCACCAGCCCCGAAGCCAACUACCUCGUCGGCUGGUCCUGCGGCAAAGAGACCCUCCGGUCCGGCCACUUCGACACCCUCAAGGGCUCCUACUACGUCAACUGCGCCUUCUACCAGAACCCCGACCUCCAGGGCGCCCCCGCCGACGGCUUCCCCGAUCUUCCCGGCUACACGGCCCCGAACAUCUGGCCCCCGGCGGACCGUCUGCCCAUCUUCCGCCGCAGCCUCGAGGACCUCUGCACGCUGAUCAUCGACACCGCAGCCCUGGUCGCGCGCGCCUGCGAUCGCUACGCCAGCGCCAACAUCCCCGGCUACAAGACCGGCUACCUUGAGCACGUCGUCCGCACCAGCCUCACCACCAAGGCCCGCCUCCUGCACUACUUCCCCUCCAACUCCGCCGCCGACUCCGACUCCAACGACGACGACUGGUGCGCCACCCACCUCGACCACGGCUGUCUCACCGGCCUCACCUCCGCCAUGUUCGUCGACGAAGCCGCCUCCCCUCCCUCCCCUACCAACUCUGACACCCCCCUCCCGGAACUCCCGCAAUCCCCCGACCCCCAAGCCGGCCUCUACAUCCAGUCCCGCACCGGCGAAGUCGUCAAGGUCAACAUCCCGCGCGACUGUCUGGCCUUCCAGACCGGUGAGGCGCUGCAGCUGAUCACGCAGGGCAAGUUCCGCGCUGUGCCGCAUUUCGUGAAGGGCGCGAGGCCGCCGUCCGGGGAGGCGCGGAUUGCGCGCAAUACGUUGGCGGUGUUCACGCAGCCGAAUUUGAAGGAGGAGGUCGAGAGCGGGAAGUCGUUUGGGGAGUUCUCUAGGGAGGUUAUGAGGAAGACGUAUUGAUUUUUCUUUCUCUUGCCGUUCCUCGGUGAUGUAUUUAUUUUUAUCGGUCUAUCUAUGCGUAUAUUGCUAGGGGGUGUUGUUUCUAUUGUUUUCGUGGAUUUUAACUCGGUUUGAUUUAGUGUCUAGUAGGUAGUAGGUAGUAGUAGGGUUUGAUGAAGUACACGAGAGAAUGGGGAAAGAGAAGUAACCGCCAUCACUAGCUGAGACUGAUAUCAAAACUCCAUUGAUGCUAAACCCGAAAAAAAGAAAAGAACAUAAAAGCCAAUAGCUAAAGUAUAAAAAAGCAGGAUUGAGAAAAAAGGCAAAGAGAAAGAAAUAAGGGUAUCUGUAUUUAAAAUGCUCCACGAAUUAAAU
Messenger RNA from Aspergillus steynii IBT 23096, 1543 nucleotides. RefSeq lists its product as uncharacterized. Lineage: Eukaryota; Fungi; Ascomycota; Eurotiomycetes; Eurotiales; Aspergillaceae. The transcript is spliced from 3 exons. The coding region runs from base 125 to 1189 and encodes 354 amino acids. The record is from RefSeq and is a predicted model, not a curated record.